CUGCUACGUGGUGAAGGCCCUUAAUUCCGCGGCCCCGACACAAUGCGACAGUCCGGCGUGUGCUCUGGGCAUUCGUAAACUCCGAAGCGAUGAAAUCUGUGACCAACUUCAAGAGCUGCUUGGCGGCUGGCCUGCUGCAGGACCAAGUAGCCAUCGUCACCGGCGGGGGCACCGGUAUCGGCAAGGCCAUCGCGACCGAGCUCCUGCACCUAGGGUGUAAUGUGGUCAUUGCAUCCCGUAAGUUUGAUAGAUUAAAAUCUACUGCAAAUGAACUGAAAGCCAACCUAACUCCUGGCAACAAGGCCCAAAUCACUCCCAUACAAUGCAACAUCCGUAAAGAAGAAGAGGUGAACAGUUUGGUCAAAUCCACUUUAGAUACUUAUGGUAAGAUCAAUUUCUUGGUAAACAAUGGAGGAGGCCAGUUCAUAGCUCCUGCAGAAAACAUCACAGCCAAGGGGUGGCACGCUGUGAUUGAAACCAACCUGACAGGCACCUUCUACAUGUGCAAAACAGUUUAUAACUCCUGGAUGAAAGAACACGGAGGGGCUAUUGUCAACAUCAUUGUUCUUACGAAAUAUGGAUUUCCAAAUUCUGCGCACAGCGGAGCUGCCAGAGAAGGCGUGUACAGCCUCACCAAAUCUUUAGCUUUGGAAUGGGCCAGCAGUGGGGUGAGGAUCAACUGUGUCGCCCCGGGAGUCAUUUAUUCCCCGACUGCUUUUGACAACUAUGGUUAUUUGGCAAAGGAUUUAUUUGAAUCACAUUUUCAGAGAAUCCCAGCGAAACGGCUUGGCAUUCCUGAGGAGAUUUCCCCCUUGGUUUGCUUCCUGCUGUCCCCUACAGCGUCCUUUAUCACUGGUCAGCUGGUGGAGGUGGAUGGAGGCCAGUCUCUGUACAAUCACUCAUACACUAUACCAGAUCAUGACAACUGGCCUGAUGCCAUGGGGGACCUCUCGGUUGUCAAAAGAAUGAAAGAGGCCUUUAAGCAGAAAUCCAAACUCUAAGCCAAGGAAACAAAGAGAUUUCAUUCCUAAGUACUUUAACAUCUUGAGAAAGUACUUCUGUACUUCCAUAAUUUGUAUGGAAAAAAUCACUCAAUCUUCUGCUUCAAUGUUGUCAAUGAUAUCUAUGCAAAAAAAUUCCUGAAAUAAAGCCCUACCAGUGCCUUUUAGUUUAGGAUUAAAAAAUCAUACUUUAUGAUGAUACUUUGUAUUUCUAAAAAGGUAUUUGAAAAAUCAUUUUAGGUUAAUAGUAGAGGACAACUAAAUUUGUACAAUGGUUUAUUAUUCAAUAAUGGCAAAUACUCUGAUCAGUAAGUAGUGCUUUCUGAUAAUAAUGCAUUGUUUUGUGAAUGAAGACAUAUUUGUCUAAACCUACUUAAUUCAAAGAAAAAUAAAGCCAUGUGUAGUAUUUAUGUGCCU
Condylura cristata (star-nosed mole) is the source of this 1418-nucleotide messenger RNA. It is a transcript of the gene PECR, whose product is annotated as peroxisomal trans-2-enoyl-CoA reductase. NCBI's taxonomy places the organism in Eukaryota, Metazoa, Chordata, Mammalia, Eulipotyphla, Talpidae. The coding region runs from base 90 to 1001 and encodes 303 amino acids. The transcript is spliced from 8 exons. Gene Ontology annotation, molecular function: trans-2-enoyl-CoA reductase (NADPH) activity. The record is from RefSeq and is a predicted model, not a curated record. Gene Ontology annotation, cellular component: peroxisome. Gene Ontology annotation, biological process: phytol metabolic process.